AUGCAGAUCCUCGGCUUGCUGGACACCCAGCCUGCAGCCCGAUCGGCGCGCGGCAUCACGGCCGACUGGAUGCAUGCCUAUGCCGAGGCGUCCAAGCUCGCCCUUGGCCUACGCGCUCUUCUCGGGUUGGGGCGUGCCGGCGCAGCGCACGGUGCUCAUGCUCGCGUCGGUCGCCACGCUGCGCAGCCUGCAACUGCGCUGGCCGUGGCCGAUGACGCUGCUCGGCGCGGCGGUCGUCGUCACCGCGAUGGACCCCUGGGCGGUGAUGCAGCCGGGCUUCUGGCUGUCUUUCGGGGCGGUCGGGCUGCUGAUGGCUGCGGGAGGCGACGAGGGCCAGGGCUGGCGCGCAAAGCUCGCGGCGGCCUGGCGCACGCAGGCGAUUGCCACCGUGGGUCUCGCGCCGCUGAGCCUCAUCUGCUUCGCGCAGCUGUCCCUGGUCGGUCUGGUGGCCAAUCUCGUCGCGAUUCCGCUGGUGAGCUUCGUGCUGAUGCCGCUCGCACUGCUGGGUGGCCUGGCUUCGCCGCUGUGGACGCUUGCCGCCCUGCUGGCCCAGGGCCUGAUGACCUGGCUGCAGUGGCUGGCCACCUGGCC
This is a messenger RNA of Ostertagia ostertagi, 591 nucleotides long. NCBI's taxonomy places the organism in Eukaryota, Metazoa, Nematoda, Chromadorea, Rhabditida, Trichostrongylidae. The record is from the annotation of a GenBank genome assembly.